AUGGAACUGGAUAUGCUCACCCAAUGUUAUUGCUCGGAUUCAUUGGCGAAAUCAGCGAAUCUUUUGGCGCCAAGUUUGACAUGUCAAAGAAUCAAUGAAUCAGAGGAUAGUAUCAAUCAGUUCAAUAAUUUCAAAAAAAUCAUGGAAUGUCAGGAAAGGGCAUCGAGAAGAAGAUUGAAGACAACGUGGUCGCCAUCGCAAAUAUUGACUGAACUUCGCAGAAUACAUUUUAAUUUUAUGAUGAAAUAA
Messenger RNA from Caenorhabditis angaria, 249 nucleotides. Lineage: Eukaryota; Metazoa; Nematoda; Chromadorea; Rhabditida; Rhabditidae. The record is from the annotation of a GenBank genome assembly.